AAAGGUGUUGCAACAAUUGCCGCGGUUGCCAUGGCACAGCGUCAGCGGUUGCACUGAAUCAUGGGGCUUGAAAGAUAAAGGUUACGGUUUGUGGUCUGUGCUAUCGCUGUGUUUACGGGGAUGAUUAAAGGGAAAUAUAUUUAAACGACCAGUCAAUACAGUGUAGUUUCUCAGAGAGCGGAGAGAACAUUUUCAGUUUUAAUUACGGAUAAGUCGGCUAACGCUCGAACUAGCUUGCUACUCCUAGCUAACAUUAGCGGUUUGAAUCUACGAUGAAUCUGGUCCCCGCUAUGAAGUUUAAUCGGAGCGAAACAGUAGUGAAAUAGCUGAAUAAAACGAGCAAACAAGGUAGAGCUCAGUUGGACCAAUUUUUAAAUACAAAAAGGGAAUAAGAAGACAGGUCAGUAUAAUGGUUGUUAAAAAAAACAAAGGAAAAAAGAGGCUAAAAACAGCAGAAAUAACCUGGAUGUGACACAUGGGAUUCAGCACACAUUAUCAGACAGACAGCAUGGAAGAAUCAGAAAAAGCCCCUGAAGCGAUUGAGGACAACCGGAUUCUAAGUCGCCAGUCCCGUCGAAGCACAAAGAAAGAGUCUCGAGCAUCAUCGGGGCGGAGGCACAGAAUGGGAAAAAGUCACAGAGAAGACACGAGUGUCGACAGCAGAUCGAAAGCAACAACCUGCCGAUCCGAUCCAGAUCGAGACCGGAUUUCAGAUGGAGAGGGACGGAGAAGUGACGGGUCACUAUAUUCUGAGGACUACGAGAACGCUACACAGUCGGAACGCUCACUUUCACCUUUCUCCCAGACACUCACUCCAUCUCCGGUGCCACAGAGAGGGCUGCAGGCAAAGCAGAUUUCUAGAAGUCCACCCCACAAGCUACGUGGCGUUGGGCGCUGGAAUGCAUCGCGGCCACAGCGACCUGGAGGCCUUCCCAUCACACAGCACAACCGCAAGGGAAAUCGGUCUCAAAGCAAAGAGUCCACGCUGCCUAAAGACCUGGAUCUGGUGACCAAGCGGAUGCUUUCAGCCCGCCUACUGAAGAUCAAUGAAUUGCGCAACUCCCUUGCUGAACUAAAGCAGCAGAAUGAUGAACUGAAGAAGGAAAAUAGAACUCUCAGACAGCUUCAGGUGCGUCAGGAAAAAGCCCUGCAGCGCUACGACGACACGGAAAGUGAGAUUUCCCAGCUCCUGGCGCGCCACUCCAACGAGAUCCACGUGCUGCGAGAGCGACUGCGGCGCACGCAAGAGCGGGAACGGACAGCCGAGCGGCGGUUGAAGGAGAGCGAGGAGCAGUUGCAUCGGAGCCAAGCCGCUGUCGCGCGACUAAAGAAGCUGGUGGACCAGCAAGAAUUGGGGACCAGAGACGAGCUAAGCCGUAGCUUUGAAGAAGAGAAAACUCGGGCCCAAGAGGCACAACGUAAAGUCAAGGACUUGGAGCGUAGCAUUGAGCUGAGCAACAACAGUUUUCAGAGGCAGCUUGCUGCAGAGAAGAAGAAGACUAUUCAUUCUCAGGAGGAGGUGAAGAGUCUGCAGGAGGAGCUGGACCGACUGACCAAUAAGCUCAAGGAAAAGGAAAGAGAGCUAGAUGCUAAAAAUAUUUACUCCAACCGUUUGGCAAAACCAGCAUUACGGAAAGAUGGCGAAAGUAGUGCAAAGCGGAAACUCACAGUGCUUUACAGCACCAAGGCUGUACAAACUGAAGACAGAACGUCGAGUCAGGAUUUCCCCUCUCCACCCCCAGCCAUCAAUGACACCAACGAGUACGGCGGACAGUCGGCUGGCGAAUACCUGUCUUUGAAGGGUUUUGACAGGGUGGACAAACCAGCAGAGUCGGAGAAGGUUUCUCAAAAAAGCGAUGAACACAAGACGAGAGGGAGGCACGAGGAGGAACUGGUGAGAGAACAGGAGACGCAGCAGAGAGAGGGACUCGACCAGGAGCUGAAUGUCUUCAAAGAGAAGCUGAGCAGAUUGAAAAAUGACAUAAAGAAAGAACAGGAGGGUGAGGAUAGCAAGAAGUCAAAUUCCCUGUUCAGCCAGAAAGAAGACGACAACUACUGGAAGCGUGGCCACGUCCAGGACGAGGUGGCGCGAUGGAACAAGGAAUCUACGUCCAGCCAGCAGGCGACAGAGGAAGCACGUCGAAAGAAAGAGCAGCUGUUGGCUAAGAUGCGAGAAAUAGAUCGUCAAAACCAGGCAGCCCAGGACUCUGUGUUCGAUGAGUCACCUCUUUCUGAAUCCAGAAAAAUUAAUAACAACAUCGCUUCUCCGCAUCCACCUGAAGAGAGAAACCGUAACUUUUCGGUUUUCAACCACACUGAGUCAGAGGAGACAGGAUCGAUGCUGGCUGGAGAUCGAGAAGACGGAAGGAGGAGGCAAAGUGCGGAGCAUGGCGGUUUUACAGCGGGGAGGAGAGCAUUGCGGCCCCAUACCUCCAGUGAUGACUUGGCAUUUGGAAGGUACGCACCUUCGUUCGGACAUUCAGCGUCCCGGGUUUCCCCUGGCUUCCCUCCAGCUCCCCCUAGCGACGACAAAAACUCUGCAUUAGAAGCCAUAGGACUUUUUAAUGUUGGAAUGACGGUAACAGAGAAGGAAACAGAAACAAAAGCAGAGAAAGACAAGAAAUCAAGCCUCAUGGAGCAGCUGUUUGGUGCCCAGACCAUUCCUGCUGGUGACAGUUUCAGUGCUUCCAGUAAAAUGAUGGCACUUAAUAGCCCUCCAACAACCAACGGGGUACGUUCAAGACGGGACGGUUUACAUCGCUUCAGCUCGGGUUCCUCCACACCUCCACCGUCUUCCGGCGUCAUCGACAAGGCUCUAAACGUUGCCGACAGUAAACCUGCCAUCCGUGCCAUCCCCUCCUUCGAUGACGACAUAGAGGAACUCACUUUAUAAAUAAAUAUUUCAAUGGUAGCCAGUGCAUGCAUUCUUUAACCAGUUUAUAACUCAGGUUGAAAUAAUAAUGAUGGAGAGUCGUGUUUUUUUCUCGUUAAAAGGUGCGCAAAACAUUUUUCGUGCAGAACCAGUUCAGAUACAACAUGUCAAAUACAUUGAGUCUGUAUUGACUGCCUACAGUGUCAGUGUCGGCAGUCAAUAAUGAAAUAUAACAGAUAAACUUUGGGGUUACAUGUGGGAUUUCAUUUUAUUCUGUGCAUUAACUGACAUUAUGAGUGGGCCAGCCUUCGCUCAGUCCCACUAGCAGGUCUGAAUGAGUUCUCCUAAACAAAAUUAUUUAAUUUUAUCAUUAUUAUAAUUACUAAUAUACAUCUGUUGUAUAGAUGAAUUUCUAGUCUUUUGAGAGGUUAAAGUAUAAGAUUAUAUAUUUGAACUAGUUAAGACAAUCAGUAUGUUCAUAGUGCUCUUGAGCAUCUCUAAAUGUUUUUAGAGUAUCGGUGUUGUAUGCCAAGCUGUAACAGAAACAUUAUGACUUGUGUUAUGGCUUUCUUUAUCCUGCACUGAUCCCUAUGGCACAGACAAUCAGCACUAGCAUUCUCAUUUUGGUGGAUUUUUAUUCUAUUUUAUUUGUUUGUAUGCAAACUGUCUUGAUCUUGCUAUACUAUAAACUUGUCAGGGACUACAGAUGAAAAUUAGCCCGUUGGCUAAAUCAGGGUCUGUCCAUGGUAACUGAUGUUCAUAUUUAAAUAAA
Messenger RNA from Poecilia latipinna (sailfin molly), 3644 nucleotides. RefSeq names its product lebercilin-like. The record is from RefSeq and is a predicted model, not a curated record. Gene Ontology annotation, cellular component: axoneme. The transcript has 10 exons. Gene Ontology annotation, biological process: intraciliary transport. NCBI's taxonomy places the organism in Eukaryota, Metazoa, Chordata, Actinopteri, Cyprinodontiformes, Poeciliidae. The coding region runs from base 476 to 2893 and encodes 805 amino acids.